Molecule: messenger RNA, 1379 nt
Organism: Achroia grisella
Lineage: Eukaryota; Metazoa; Arthropoda; Insecta; Lepidoptera; Pyralidae
Product: RNA-binding protein NOB1
Exons: 1
Coding region: 20-1288 (422 amino acids)
Biological process (GO): ribosomal small subunit biogenesis; maturation of SSU-rRNA
Cellular component (GO): preribosome, small subunit precursor
Molecular function (GO): RNA endonuclease activity
Source: RefSeq, a predicted model, not a curated record
AUAUACAAUAACAAAUAACAUGUCGAAGAAAAUAAAACAUUUAGUUGUGGACACAACGGCAUUCAUAAAAGCAGCUAACCUACAAGAUUUAGCUGAGAAUGUUUACACCUUACAAGAGGUAAUUGAUGAGGUAACCAGCGAUAGGCAACGCAGGAAAUUAGUUGUGCUUCCUUACGACCUGAAGAUCAAAGAUGUAUUCACUGAGAACAUCAAAAUCAUUACGGACUUUGCGAAGAAAACUGGAGACUAUACGAGUUUAUCAGCAACAGAUAUCAAGGUAAUGGCACUGGCAUACCAAAUGGAAAAGGAAAACGUGGGCAUAGAACACUUGGCAACUGAACCUAAAAUGCAAAAAACUGUUAAGGUAACUGGAAUUGAAGGGUUUAAUCUACAUCCUGAAAAUAAAAUUAAUGAAAAAGAAACCAACACAGAACUUGAAAGUGAUAACAACACACAAGAACCAGUAGAAGUAUGUAAAAAUACCAAUAUUACUGUAGAAAGAGAUGAUACUAAAAAAAUACAGCUUGAAAUAGAAAAUGAUUCUGAUAUAUUGACUGAAGAAAUAGAAAAUUUAAAAAAUAUACAUUUGGCUGAUGAAGAUGUGAAUGAAAUUAUGGCAAAAGUUUCAGACAAUGAUGAAGAGGAAACAGAGAGUGAUGAUGAAUCCUCCGAUAGUGAUGGAGGAGAAUGGAUAACACCAGGUAACUUAGCUGAGAAAAAAAGAGAGAUGGAUAUGGGUGAAUUCGAUGAUAAAACUGUUGAAGUGGCUUGUAUAACUUCAGAUUUUGCUAUGCAAAAUGUUCUUAAACAAAUUGGCCUCAAUGUUACUGCAAUAGAUGGGAGGGUCAUCAGACAACUACGAACAUUUAUAUUUCGCUGCACAACUUGCUUUAAAACUACUAGUGUGAUGACAAAACUAUUUUGCCCAAAGUGUGGCCACGCCACACUGAGGAAAGUUGGAGUUAGUAUUGAUGAGCAUGGUAACCAACACAUUCACAUAAAUGGAAGGAAACCAUUGUCAGCUAGAGGUAAAAAGUUCAGUUUACCUACACCAAAGGGUGGCCAGCAUUUCCAGUAUCCAAUAUUGACUGAGGAUCAACACAUUCACAAGAGGUUUGCAACCAAAAUGGCACGGAAUAAAACAAAUGCAUUGGACCCUGACUACACAGCAGGUUUCUCACCAUUCGUUAUGAAAGAUGUCAACUCCAAAUCAGCAGUAUUAGGAGUGAGAGCUAAUAAACAGGAUCUGAAAUAUUGGAUGAAAAAUUAUUCAAAAGGAAAGAAAUAAAAGCAGAUAUAAAAAGAGUUUCUAUCUGCCUAUACUAUAUAAGUGAUAAAUAAAAGUCUAUUUAAUAAAACAAAUAUAUUUCAUUAGUUUG